Molecule: messenger RNA, 1540 nt
Organism: Nycticebus coucang (slow loris)
Lineage: Eukaryota; Metazoa; Chordata; Mammalia; Primates; Lorisidae
Product: AN1-type zinc finger protein 6-like
Exons: 1
Coding region: 161-754 (197 amino acids)
Biological process (GO): protein targeting to peroxisome
Molecular function (GO): polyubiquitin modification-dependent protein binding; DNA binding; zinc ion binding
Source: RefSeq, a predicted model, not a curated record
CAGGGAAGACCACCUGACAUAGGAAACUGGGGACGCUAUACAGAGAGUGAGCUGCAAAGCACCCUCAGUACAGUAGGAACCCUAAUCCAAAGUCCUAUUCUUAUAUCAGAGUGUGCAACAGAGGAACGUGGCUUAAGAAACUAAUCACAGCCAAGUGCCUAUGCUUUGUUCCACUGGCUGCGGAUUUUAUGGAAACCCUCGUACAAAUGGCAUGUGUUCAGUAUGCUAUAAAGAACAUCUUCAAAGACAGAACAGUAGUAAUGGCAGAAUAAGCCCACCUGCAACUUCUGUCAGUAGUCUGUCUGAAUCUUUACCAGUUCAGUGCACAGAGGGCAGUGUCCCAGAAGCUCAGUCGACGCUAGACUCUACAUCUUCAUGUAUGCAGCCAAGCCCUGUAUCAAAUCAGUCACUUUUAUCAGGAUCUGUAGCAUCUUCCCAAGUGGACAGUACCUCUGUGGAUAAAGCAGUACCUGAAACAGAAGAUCUGCAAGCUUCAGUAUCUGAUACUGCACAGCAGCUAUCUGAAGAGCAAAGCAAGUCUCUUGAAAAACCAAAACAAAAAAAGAAUCUCUGUUUCAUGUGCAGGAAGAAAGUGGGACUUACUGGGUUUGAAUGCCGAUGUGGAAAUGUUUACUGUGGUGUACACCAUUACUCAGACGUACACAAUUGCUCUUACAAUUACAAAGCUGAUGCUGCUGAGAAAAUCAGAAAAGAAAAUCCAGUAGUUGUUGGUGAAAAGAUCCAGAAGAUUUGAACUCCUGCUGGAAUACAAAAUCCUUUGACCAUCUGCAAACUAAAAAUUGACUUGACUUUUUUUUUCCUAGUCAUUGGGAAUGUAGAGCAAUGUAUCUUGCAUAGACCUUUUAAUCAUGCAUGUCAUCAGAAGAAUAGAUUUUUGUUUUUGUUUUGAAAAUGACUCUGAACAUUUAUUCCCAUUGCAGUUUCUGUGGCUCAAAAGACUUAAACUUGACAAGUAUUAUCCUUUUAAGAUCAUUUUAAUUUUAGUUGAGUGCAGAAGGCUUCUAUAACAAAUGUGGAGAAAUUUUGGAGGGCUGUGAUUUUUUCCAGUAUUAAACAUGCAUGCAUUAAUCUUGCAGUUUAUUUCCUCAUUGUGUAUAUAGAGAGAGCUUUUCUCUAGAGCACAAUUUCUCUUUUUGAUAAUUCCCUUUAGGGCACAACUAGCUAUCAGUAACUGAAUGUAUCUUAAUCAUUAUGGCUGCUUCUUUUUUUUCAUUAACAAAGGUUAUUCAUAUGUUAGCAUAUAGUUUCUUUGCAUCCAUUCUUUAUUUAUGUCUGAAUCAUUUGUCACAGGAGAGUGUGUGCUGAUGAGAUUCUAAGUUUGUGUGUUUUAAAAAAAAAUUUUUUUUGCAUGAGGGAAGAAAAAGCUAUAUGCAUUUCAGUGCUGACUGCAGAUUUCUUUCAGAUUACGUUCAUGGUCUGUGUGUAUACAAUAUGAAGAAUGAUCUGAAGUAAUUGUGCUGUGUUUAUGUUUAUCCACCAAUCUUUGAUUAAAUAAAAAGCAAAACCAGAAAAAAAAAAA